UAGACCAUAACAGACAUCUUGUUCAUCUUCUAGAGGAGAAUGAGGUGCGUACGAUGGUGGAUCCAAACUCCAAGAACGACCGAAAACUGCAAGAACUUAUGAAGGUGUUGAUCGACUGGAUAAACGAUGUUCUCGUUGGUGAAAGGAUCAUUGUGAAGGAUCUGGCUGAAGAUCUCUAUGAUGGACAAGUCCUGCAGAAAUUAUUCGAAAAGUUGGAAGGUGAGAAACUCAAUGUGGCGGAGGUGACGCAGUCAGAGAUCGCCCAGAAGCAGAAGCUGCAGACUGUUUUGGAACGGAUCAACGACUCACUCAAACUCUCCACCAGGAAUAUUCGCUGGAAUGUUGACUCGGUUCAUGCGAAGAGUAUCGUCGCCAUCCUCCAUCUGCUGGUAGCACUGUCACAACACUUCAGAGCACCAAUCAGAUUGCCGGACCAUGUUUCUAUUCAAGUCGUCGUGGUCCAGAAAAGAGAGGGUAUCCUGCAAUCCAGACAAAUUCAGGAAGAAAUCACUGGGAACACAGAGGCUUUCUCUGGAAGACAUGAGCGUGAUGCUUUUGACACCCUGUUUGACCAUGCACCGGAUAAACUGAAUGUUGUCAAAAAGACACUGAUCACAUUUGUGAAUAAACACCUGAACAAGCUCAACUUAGAAGUUUCUGAAUUGGAAACGCAGUUUGCAGAUGGUGUUUAUCUGGUGUUGCUGAUGGGUCUGCUGGAGGGAUACUUUGUGCCACUCUACAACUUCUUCCUCACACCAGAAAAUUUUGACCAGAAGGUGCAUAAUGUGUCCUUCUCCUUCGAGCUGAUGCAGGAUGGAGGACUGGAGCGACCAAAGCCAAGGCCAGAAGACAUCGUGAACUGUGACCUUAAGUCAACCCUACGGGUCCUCUACAAUCUCUUCACCAGGUACAGGAAUGUUGACUGAGGACCCAAGCAACAAAAAGGAGACUUUCUAUUCUCAAUGGACCUCAUGCUAUAAUCUUAUGAAUCCAUCAAUUUCUUGUUGAAAUGUGCUUUUUAUUUGAAUUCAUACGUACCGUUUUACAAAUGACCACACUUGUUAAUCCAUGCAGCAUCACUUUGAAGGGACACCUUUCGACACAUUUGGGAAAAAAAAAACACAUUUCACAUUUUUAUUGAAACAUCAUCAUUGUAUUUAUUGUAAAUGUAAUACACUUCUUCUGUCAUAUAUUUCUCGCUUUUUCUGCUCCUCUUGAUAUGCCUUUGAUUAAACUUUUAUUACUUGA
Messenger RNA from Hippocampus comes (tiger tail seahorse), 1248 nucleotides. RefSeq names its product alpha-parvin. The transcript has 11 exons. The coding region runs from base 54 to 926 and encodes 290 amino acids. Gene Ontology annotation, cellular component: cytoplasm; actin cytoskeleton; focal adhesion. The record is from RefSeq and is a predicted model, not a curated record. Gene Ontology annotation, biological process: substrate adhesion-dependent cell spreading; actin cytoskeleton organization; cilium assembly. Lineage: Eukaryota; Metazoa; Chordata; Actinopteri; Syngnathiformes; Syngnathidae. Gene Ontology annotation, molecular function: actin binding.